Molecule: messenger RNA, 360 nt
Organism: Lathyrus oleraceus (garden pea)
Lineage: Eukaryota; Viridiplantae; Streptophyta; Magnoliopsida; Fabales; Fabaceae
Exons: 1
Coding region: 1-360 (119 amino acids)
Source: RefSeq, a predicted model, not a curated record
AUGGAUUGCUCUGAAGCACAAAAGGUGCAAUUCGAUAUGCAUAUGUUAGUUGAGGAAGUUGAUGACUGGUGGAUCAACACUCGUCACGUGUUGGAUGUUGCAGCUGAAGUUGUAACUUGGGUUGUGUUCCGCGGGGAGUUUUUGAGAAAGUACUUUCCGGAGGAUGUUCGUGGUAAAAAGGAGAUUGAGUUUCUGGAGCUGAAGCAGGGUAAUUUGUCAGUUACUGAGUAUACUUCCAGAUUUGUGGAACUUGUUAAGUUCUAUCCUCAUUACAGCGAGGCGACAAUUGAGUUCUCGAAGUGUAUCAAAUUCGAGAAUGGUUUGUGUCCUAAGAUUAAGAAGGUUAUUGGAUACCAAUAG